AGUAGGAGAAGUCGCGUCAUUUUAGUGUUCAAGUUUCUCACGAAGAAGACAAAGAGACGUCACUUCCGGGGUUCAAAAGCUUGGUAGCAACGAACGCCGCUUCCCUGGCCACCAAAGAACUUGUUUUGUACAAGAAUGGGAUCCCCAACAAAAGAUGCUACACCACACAGAACCAAAAAUCGUACUCCUGGUCGAGAACCUGACUCCCCACUCCCCCCAAUCCAUGAGCGGCUGGCGUACCUGCGUCCCUCCAGGGAGCUCCUUGAGUUCUACAGAGGGAAGAUUGCUCAAUUUGACGGAGAACACGAAGAAUUGCUUCAGAUGUUGGAGAAGUACAGAGGCAUCACAGAGGACCAGCAUAAGCUACAGUGGGAGGUGCGACAACGUGAAGGAGAAAUUUCAGAAUUGCAAAAUGCCCUGAGUGACAUGCAGGUCUUCCUUUUCCAAGAGAGAGAACAGUCUCUGCGGCUCUAUGCAGAAAACGAUAGACUAAAGAUCAGAGAGUUGGAGGACAGAAAGAAAAUCCAGCACCUUCUUGCCCUGGUUGGUCCUGAUGCAGGAGAGAUCACGUAUUUUCACCGGGAGCCCCCUCACAAGGUCACCAUCACUCAGAGGAAUGCUGAGUCAAGAUUGGAUGAAAAUCUAAAUCUCAGACCGACAAAGUUAAGACCUGCUGCAACCAGGAAAGAGGGCAGCAGGAGAACAAAAUCAGCAGAUGGGGUUAAUGGUGAGAGCCUGGAACAAUACAAGAGUGAUAACCAGACAUUGUUACUACAGGUGGAGGCUCUGCAGGCUCAAAUGGGAGAACAAACCCGCCUGGCAAAAGAGCAAGUGGAGUCUCUGCUGGAGGAUCGACGGAUCAAAACAGAGGAGGCCCAGGCACAACAACAGGGAGAUAAAGAGAGAAUUGCAGCUCUGAAUGACAAGCUACAGCGAACCCAGAACCUGUUGCAUGAAAGCACCAAAGAUUUCUUACAACAGAAGUUUGAAACACGGGCUCAUGAGAAGAGCUGGAUGGUGGAGAAAGACCGGCUGCUGAGGGAGCUUGACUCAUGCCAUAACCGUAUGAGGAAGGGAGGGUCUGCUGCUGGUGCAGAGAUGGGGCGAACGCUGCAUCCCAGCAGCAGCACAGCCAUUUUACUCUCCCGGCCUCAGCCAGAGUCACAGCAGACACACAAAGAGCAGAUUAAGGCACAGCAGGAGGAUCUAAAGCAAGCUCACCGUCUUGCCGAGAUGUACAGGGAGCAGUGUAUUACACUGGAGACAGAGCUGUCCCAAAUCAGAGAGGAAGGAGAUGUUGGCAGAGAAAUAUUUAAGGAGCGUUCAGACAAAAUAGCCAAGCGUCUCCAGCUUAUGACUCAGCGGUAUGAAGCCCUGGAGAAGAGAAGGGCCAUGGAGGUGGAGGGCUUCAAGACAGACCUGAAGCACCUCAGACAGAAAUUCAAAGAUGUUGAGAAACAGCUCCUCAAGGUUACUCUAAAUGUGGGGCCCAAUCAGGAUUUAGCCAUUCUGCAUGAGGUCCGUCAGACCAACACAAGGACAAAGAAGGUUCAGAGUGAGCUGAUGACGCUGAAGGCAAAGAUUUAUGGACUGGAAAAUGAGCUCAGAUUUAGCUGAGGAACUGACUGAGAUGCUCUGUCCUCCUGUAGUGGAGAAUCCCCAGUGUGUGAGGUGAAUCGUUUGAUUUAUGUAUGUCUGCGCUAUGUGUUUAUUGCUAGUUUCAAAGGAAAUGUCUGUUUUGUACUUAUGACCAAUAAAGAUGUAUUGCUACAUUGUUUUUAAA
Molecule: messenger RNA, 1783 nt
Organism: Notolabrus celidotus (New Zealand spotty)
Lineage: Eukaryota; Metazoa; Chordata; Actinopteri; Labriformes; Labridae
Gene: ccdc77
Product: coiled-coil domain containing 77
Exons: 12
Coding region: 136-1617 (493 amino acids)
Cellular component (GO): centrosome
Source: RefSeq, a predicted model, not a curated record